Molecule: messenger RNA, 2333 nt
Organism: Eucalyptus grandis
Lineage: Eukaryota; Viridiplantae; Streptophyta; Magnoliopsida; Myrtales; Myrtaceae
Product: calcium-dependent protein kinase 10
Biological process (GO): intracellular signal transduction; peptidyl-serine phosphorylation; protein autophosphorylation
Cellular component (GO): nucleus; cytoplasm
Molecular function (GO): calcium-dependent protein serine/threonine kinase activity; calcium ion binding; calcium/calmodulin-dependent protein kinase activity
Source: RefSeq, a predicted model, not a curated record
UUCUCCUACUUCUUCUACCCACCAACCACCACCUCCGCCACCACCACCGCCGUCGCCGCCGCCGCCGCCGCCGCCGUCGUCACCACCAAGAACCGCCGCCGCUGCCUCCGCAUCCCCAAAGCGCACCGUUUUCAACUGCGCAAGAUCGAGAAAACCAGCGUCGAGAACCUCCAUUUUCAGCUUGGAACACUCUUCUCUCUCUCUCUCUCUCUCUCUCUCUCUCUCUGUGACAAGAAGUCGCCAUGGGCAACUGCAACGCGUGCGUGAGGACGGAGUCGACGGAGGAGUCCAACAGCAAGCACCGCAAGAAGGGGAGCAGGGAGCGGAAGCCCAACCCGUACGCGGAGGACCCGGUCCGCUCGCCGGCGCCGAUCCGGGUCCUGAAGGACGUGAUCCCGCUGAGCCACCGCACCCGGAUCGUCGACAAGUACACGCUCGGCCGCGAGCUCGGGCGCGGCGAGUUUGGGAUAACGUAUCUGUGCACGGACAGAGAGACCCGGGAAGCUCUGGCCUGCAAAUCUAUCUCCAAGAGGAAGCUCAGGACCGCUAUUGAUGUUGAGGAUGUUAGGCGUGAGGUUGCUAUCAUGUCCACACUACCUGAGCACCCAAAUAUAGUGAAGCUGAAGGCAACUUACGAGGACAGUGAUAAUGUGCAUUUGGUGAUGGAGCUGUGCGAGGGAGGAGAACUGUUUGAUAGAAUUGUUGCGAGGGGGCAUUACAGUGAAAGAGCGGCUGCCAGUGUCGCGAGGACCAUAGCAGAAGUUGUGAAAAUGUGUCACGCGAAUGGAGUGAUGCACAGAGACCUGAAGCCCGAGAAUUUCCUAUUUGCAAACAAGAAGGAGAAUUCCGCACUCAAGGCCAUUGAUUUUGGCCUUUCAGUAUUCUUUAAGCCUGGUGAGCGAUUUUCAGAAAUUGUAGGGAGUCCAUACUACAUGGCACCUGAGGUAUUGAAGCGGAACUAUGGGCCAGAGGUUGAUGUGUGGAGCGCUGGCGUAAUUCUUUACAUUUUGUUAUGUGGGGUUCCUCCUUUUUGGGCAGAAACGGAGCAGGGUGUUGCUCUUGCCAUUUUAAGGGGAAAUAUUGAUUUUAAGAGGGAGCCAUGGCCUCAGGUUUCAGACACUGCCAAGAAUCUUGUCCGCCAAAUGUUGGAACCUGAUCCCCGAAAAAGAUUAACUGCUCGGGACGUGCUCGACCAUCCCUGGAUUCAGAAUGCCAAGAAAGCUUCAAAUGUCCCUCUAGGAGAUAUAGUGAGGACAAGGCUCAAGCAGUUCUCUGUGAUGAAUAGGUUCAAGAAAAGAGCCCUGCGAGUAAUUGCAGAACAUUUAUCCAUAGAAGAGGUAGAAGUAAUUAGAGAGAUGUUUACACUGAUGGAUACUGAUAGUGAUGGCAAGGUAACAUAUACAGAACUGAAGGCUGGUCUUCAGAAGGUUGGUUCGCAGUUGGCAGAACCAGAGAUCAAGAUGCUGAUGGAAGUGGCUGAUGUUGAUGGUAAUGGAGUGCUGGAUUACGGGGAGUUUGCUGCAGUGACUAUUCACUUGCAGAGGAUGGAGAAUGAUGAGCAUCUUCGCCGAGCUUUUAUGUUUUUUGAUAAGGAUGACAGUGGAUACAUUGAAUUUGGGGAGCUGAGCGAAGCUUUGGCAGAUGAAUCCGGCGUAAUGGAUGCUGAUGUCGUGAACGAGAUCAUGCGGGAAGUUGACACAGACAAGGACGGGCGUAUCAGCUAUGAAGAAUUUGUUGCAAUGAUGAAAACUGGAACGGAUUGGCGAAAGGUCCGGCAAUAUUCAAGGGAGAGAUUCAAGAGCUUGAGUCUUAACUUGAUGAAAGAUGGUUCAUUGCAUCUCCAUGAUGCUCUUACUGGACAGUCUGUCGUGGUAUAAUCAAAAUGGUUUGCAAUCUUCCUUUUUACAUGCCCAAAUGUUGAAGGAAAAAGCACGUGUCAACUAUAAUCUCUUCAGAUGAUCAAAGUGCGCCUUGUGGGCUUGUACUAACUGGAAAUCUUGAGCCUAAAGCACAAGCUUUGGAGAGUGGUUGCCAGUUUUUGUGUUCGACGAGCUCGAUUUGCUGGGUUUUGGCUGCUACGGAGUGGAAGGUCUGGGUCGGGUUUUAACUUUCUCAGCAGUCGUAAAGGCUGGCUAGUCAAUGCAUACGUAAAAUCUUUGAAAGAAAUUCUCAUUUACCUGUAUAUCUGACUGACAAUUGAUCAUUUAUUGUUGUAUUUAAGCGUUUCUGUAGUUGUCGGGAAGCAGUAAGAGUUGUUUGUGGGAUAUGCCAAAAUUUGAGUCAUGAUAGAUUUUUUAGUGUCGCAGUAUAAUAAUUGUUUGAUGAAUCUUACG